CGCCAGGAAAACCCUUGCUUUCGUCAACGCUUGAAUUUUUUAAAGCGGUAUUUUGUCCUCGAUGACUGCAGGACGAGUUGCCUCGGCCGCAUAUGUCAUAAAUAGAUCGGGUCGCGUGAGUAUGAACAGAUGGCGUUGUUUAUUUGCUCAAUGACUCGACACAUCCAAUUUAGACUAACUGAUAAACUUAGGCAACAUAUAUUUACUGUAUUUUUUCAUAACUAGCUUACAAAUUUUCGAGUCCUGUAGCUGGUUUGGUUUACUUGGGGAGUCGAACAUUAUUACAGCUGCAAAUAUGAAGUUUUCUGUUCUUUUGCUUGUUUUUGUCGUCGCUUUUUGCGAUGCCGGACAAGUAGUGAAACUGGGGAAAAUGAGAAGACUGAGCGACAAACUUAGAGAGGAAGGUUUUGUCUACACGGGUUCUCUCAACAACAAAUACACGAUCGGAGGAACAAAAGACACGGCGACAUUACCAAUGACGAAUUACUUGAAUGCUCAGUACUUUGGAAGGAUUGAUAUUGGAAAUCCACCGCAAAGUUUUGAUGUUAUAUUUGACACUGGAUCUUCCAAUCUCUGGAUACCAUCAUUUCCAUGUGGAAGCAAUAUUCCUUGCUAUAUCCAUGGAGGAUACGACAGCGAUGUGUCAUCAACUUACGAGGAAGAUGGCGACCAUUUCGAAAUUCGAUACGGAACCGGAUCGAUGGAGGGAUUCGAAAGCAGAGAUGAUGUUGCCAUUGCUGGACUUGUAGCAAAAAAUCAGACUUUUGCGGAAGCUACUGUAGAGCCAGGUAUCACAUUUGUAGCCGCCCAGUUUGCAGGAAUUUUGGGUUUGGGAUACCCAACUAUUUCUGUGAAUGGUAUUAAACCGGUAUUCAAUACCAUGAUUGACGAUGGCGUUGUAGACAAGCCACAGUUUUCGUUUUAUCUCAAUCGAAAUCCAAACGAUGUCUUAGGAGGGGAACUUUACCUUGGAGGGGUCGAUGAGAGCCGGUAUACCGGAGACUUUAUAUGGCACGACGUAACUAGACAGGCUUAUUGGGAACUCCACAUGGAUUCAAUGACUGUACACACCGGCCAUGAUUGUGCUCUCGGUUGCGAACUGGAGAGACCAACUGCAUGCGUCGGUGGAUGUCGGGCAAUUGUUGAUUCAGGCACGUCAUUGAUCGCUGGUCCUGCAGCAGAAAUCAGAGCAAUCAAUGAAGCUAUCGGUGCUAUACGAUUUGUUCUAGGGGAGUGGUUAGUGAUAUGUAGCAGAAUUCCAGACAUGCCCGAUGUGGAUAUAGUAUUGAGUGGAAUUACCUAUACUUUGACUCCGGAAGACUACGUAUUACAGAUCACACAGGACGGCCAGACAUCUUGCAUUUCGUCAUUCUACGAAUUUGAUAUUCCUCCACCAGCCGGGCCGCUCUGGAUUCUGGGUGAUUCCUUCAUGGGAAAAUACUACACCACCUUUGAUUUCGCAACAAACAGAAUUGGCAUUGCUACGCUUGUUAAAUAAUGAUGGAACAUGAGAAAUUGUUGUUGUUUAAUAAUUCGCAUUUCCCGGUCAUAAAUCAUUAACAUAUUAUA
This is a messenger RNA of Styela clava, 1569 nucleotides long. Its product is annotated as cathepsin D-like. The record is from RefSeq and is a predicted model, not a curated record. NCBI's taxonomy places the organism in Eukaryota, Metazoa, Chordata, Ascidiacea, Stolidobranchia, Styelidae. Gene Ontology annotation, biological process: proteolysis. Gene Ontology annotation, molecular function: aspartic-type endopeptidase activity.